AUGGAGAGGCCCUCAAAUGUCCAAGCAAACCACAAGCCGAGGACGAGGCCCCGUAAAGACAGGGAGCGAGGAGCCCCAGGGCCUCCAAAAACUCAACGACCGAAGCCUCCGGGGGCAGGUGGGCACCCUGAAACUCUGUCAGUCAGGAAGGAGAAGCUGGAGGAGGAAGAGGGGGUUAGGCUGAGCCCUACUGUGGUGGACAUAGAUCACGUUAGGGACAGCGAGGUGAAAGACGAGAGUCUGGGGCUCCUGGAAGCAGCAGGGCAGGAAGACGGUUUAAAGCGUAAAAACCUGGGAGUGUUUGAGUGGCUGCUGAUGGUGUUCGCCUUGACCCUGGUUCUCCUCUUCCUCCCUUUUUCCAUCUGGUUCUGUGUCAAAGUUGUCCGAGAGCACGAGAGAGCUGUGAUCUUCAGACUCGGUCAUCUGCUGCAGGGAAAACCCAAAGGACCAGGCCUCAUUUUUUACCUCCCUCUUCUCGAUGUGUGUCACAUAGUCGACAUCCGGCUCAGAAUGUUGAAGGUUCCUCUUCACGUGGUGGUGACGAAGGACUUGGCCAGGCCUGAGCUGAGCGCGGUGUGUUAUUACCAGAUAGAGAACGUGGCUCUGUGCAGCGCGGCCCUGGCCAGCCUGACCUCGGUGCUGCAGAGUCUGCUGCAGGCAGCCAUCAGGGACGUUCUGGCCCAACACACGUUCAGCCACAUCCUGCUGCACAGGCGGAGGGUCGGGGAGCAGAUCCAAACUGCUGUCGACUCUGUAACUGGCCGCUGGGGCAUCAGGGUGGAGAGGGCCGACAUAGACGAGCUCAGUUUUCCUGCCGAGCUGCAGCAGAGUCUGACUGCAGAGGCCAAGACGCAGCAGCAGCUCAGACAGGUAAAAGCGUCAGAAAGUGAGAUCGCUGCCUGGGACGUGCUCCGAGCUUCCCUCCGCUAUCUCCACCCUGCGAUGGUGUUUCCUCUGCCUCCAGAUCUCCUCAACGUGAACUCUGACUUUUCAUCCCUCCCACCACCUCCCCCCCCUGCUGUGGAAGAAGAGAUGACAGCUGCAGAGCCGGAGACAGACUCACAGAUGAUGUGA
Molecule: messenger RNA, 1074 nt
Organism: Nematolebias whitei (Rio pearlfish)
Lineage: Eukaryota; Metazoa; Chordata; Actinopteri; Cyprinodontiformes; Rivulidae
Gene: nphs2
Product: NPHS2 stomatin family member, podocin
Exons: 7
Coding region: 1-1074 (357 amino acids)
Cellular component (GO): plasma membrane
Source: RefSeq, a predicted model, not a curated record